AUGCUAGGAAAAAAAAACCAAGGGAAUGGCUACUGGAACCUGUCCAGCACGAGGGGAUUGGUAUCAAAAUUUUUUGGUGAUGGCUCAAGUGAGAUCGAAAAAUUUUUCAGCCGCCGGGUAACCUAUAUUUCUCGCAGUAAACACCAUACUGGAAGGGGUUACCCGGGUUUGAUUGGGCCAAUGGUACGGGAAAUAGAGGUUAUGGGAGAAAUUGGGAUAGAUUCUGAAGUCAGAUAG
Molecule: messenger RNA, 237 nt
Organism: Debaryomyces tyrocola
Lineage: Eukaryota; Fungi; Ascomycota; Pichiomycetes; Serinales; Debaryomycetaceae
Source: the annotation of a GenBank genome assembly